This is a messenger RNA of Misgurnus anguillicaudatus (oriental weatherfish), 3623 nucleotides long. RefSeq names its product leucine rich repeat containing 8 VRAC subunit Aa (gene lrrc8aa). Gene Ontology annotation, molecular function: protein binding. The record is from RefSeq and is a predicted model, not a curated record. NCBI's taxonomy places the organism in Eukaryota, Metazoa, Chordata, Actinopteri, Cypriniformes, Cobitidae. Gene Ontology annotation, cellular component: cytoplasm.
GGUCGAAAAUUCAAUUAAUAUUAAUUGACGCAUGGACUUGAGGGGAUUUAAAUUUAAACUAUGUAUAAACAUUAGUUUUAACAAAAUUAAUAGCAAUAUUAGAAGAUUUAAUGGAAUUGAUUCGUUAACCCCCCAGUUGGUUUACGCCUAUUGUGUGUCUUUUAACCAAUCGGGUAGACAUACCGGGCUCUGAACGUGACGAAGGUGCCUCGUUAAUAUUUAUUAGCCUAGACCUCGCCAUAGUAGGAUUUGAAGAUUGAGUGAGAUCGCCGCUGUGGAUCGUGGACCGGAGGAAAGAAAUGUAUCGGUUAUGCGCUACAGGAGCUAGAGAUCGAUACAGAGCCGGUAAACUGUCAUGAUUCCCAUCACUGAGUUGCGCUACUUUGCUGACACGCAGCCAGCGUACCGGAUUCUGAAACCAUGGUGGGACGUGUUCACAGACUACAUCUCCAUCGUCAUGCUGAUGAUUGCUGUGUUCGGAGGCACACUGCAGGUCACGCAGGACAAAAUGAUUUGCCUGCCAUGCAAAUGGGUCAUCAACCAGACCUGCAAACAGCCCAAUACCAGCAUGACACUGGAUACUGUACCCAAGGGCAUCCAGUAUGACCUCGACAGGCACCAGUACAACUACGUGGAUGCCGUCUGUUACGAGAACAGACUGCACUGGUUCGCAAAGUACUUCCCGUAUUUGGUAUUGCUGCACACGCUGAUUUUUCUGGCGUGCAGUAACUUUUGGUUUAAGUUUCCGCGGACAAGCUCGAAGCUGGAGCACUUUGUGUCCAUUCUACUCAAGUGUUUCGACUCGCCGUGGACGACGCGUGCGCUGUCUGAAACCGUGGUGGAGGAGAGCGACUCGAAGCCGACUGGAAAGAUGAACGGAUCGAUGGAUAAAAAGACUUCGAGCGUGAGCGAACAGGACGUGGAAGCGAGCGUUCCCAUGCUGCAGAGGACCAAGUCACGGAUCGAGCAGGGGAUCGUGGACCGCUCGGAAACCGGUGUCCUGGACAAGAAGGAGGGCGAGCAGGCCAAGGCUUUAUUUGAAAAGGUGAAGAAGUUUCGUAUUCACGUGGAGGAGGGCGACAUCGUCCACCGUCUUUACAUUCGUCAGGUGAUCAUCAAAGUCUUCCAGUUUGUCAUCAUCAUCUGCUACACCAUGUACUACGUUCAAAACAUCCAGUUCAGCGUAAAGUGCUCGGUGAACAUCGAGCGGCUGACCGGUUACACCAUGUACCAAUGUGCCCAUCCGUUGGCCACGCUCUUCAAGAUCCUGGCCUGUUUCUACAUCAGCCUGGUGAUGGUCUACGGCCUCAUAUGCAUGUACACGCUCUACUGGAUCAUCAGUCGCUCGCUGAAACGUUAUUCCUUCGAGUCCAUCCGCGAGGAGAGCAGCUACAGCGACAUUCCCGACGUGAAGAACGACUUCGCCUUCAUGCUUCACAUGAUCGACCAGUACGACCCGCUGUACUCCAAGAGGUUCGCCGUGUUCCUGUCGGAGGUUAGCGAGAAUAAACUGAGACAGCUGAACCUGAACAACGAGUGGACGCUGGAGAAACUCCGGCAGAGGAUCACCAAGAACUCGCAGGAGAAGCAGGAGCUUCAUCUCUUCAUGCUGAGUGGAAUUCCAGACACCGUGUUUGACCUGGUGGAGCUGGAGGUGCUGAAAUUGGAGCUAAUCCAGGAUGUUACAAUCCCGCCAAUUAUUGCUCAGAUGUCUAAUUUAAGGGAAUUAUGGCUUUAUCACACACCGGCCAAAAUUGAAGCCCCUGCUCUAGUCUUCCUGCGGGAAAACCUUACAUCUCUCCACAUAAAGUUCACAGACAUUAAAGAGAUCCCGCUGUGGAUCUACGGCCUGAAGAACCUCGGCGAGCUUCAUCUCACCGGAAACCUCAGCGCUGAAAACAACCGCUUCAUCGUCAUUGACGGUUUACGUGAACUUAAGAGGCUCAAAGUGCUGCGACUGAAGAGCAACCUGACCAAACUUCCUCAGGUGGUGACGGACGUCGGCGUGCAUUUACAAAAGCUGUCAAUCAACAACGAAGGGACCAAACUGAUGGUUCUGAACAGUCUGAAGAAGAUGAUGAACCUGACGGAGCUGGAGCUGGUGCGAUGUGAUCUAGAGAGGAUUCCUCACUCUAUAUUUAGCUUGCAUAAUCUACAGGAGAUUGACCUGAAGGACAACAACUUGAAGACCAUCGAGGAGAUCAUCAGCUUUCAGCAUCUCCACAGACUGGUGUGCCUCAAACUCUGGUACAACCAAAUCGCCUACAUCCCCAUCCAGAUCGGCACGCUCACCAACCUGGAGAGACUUUACCUGAACAGGAAUAAGAUCGAGAAGAUCCCCGCACAGCUGUUCUUCUGCAGGAAACUCCGGUACCUGGACCUCAGCCAUAACAACUUGACCAGCAUCCCUCCUGACAUCGGAUUCCUUCAGAACCUCCAAUAUUUCGCAGUUACGGCUAACCGAAUCGAGGUGUUGCCACCUGAACUCUUUCAAUGUAAGAAGCUGCGGACGCUCAAUCUGGGAAAUAACUGCCUUACGACGCUGCCGUCUCGAUUCGGAGAGCUAACGGGCCUGAUGCAGCUGGAGCUCCGCGGGAACCGUCUGGAGGGUCUGCCGGUGGAGCUCGUCGAAUGUCGCCUUCUCAAACGCUCAGGGUUGAUUGUGGAGGAAGAUCUCUUCAACACCUUACCACCUGAGGUCAAGGAGCAGCUGUGGAAAGCUGAUAAAGAACAAGCCUGAAUCGGACAAAAACGGGAUGAAAAGCCUUCCGAUUCUCAUCUGACUUUACAAAGAUGGAGUAUAAAGGGAAUCUGAACAAAACUUUGCUGUCCACACACAAGGUCAAGUCGUUUUUGUACUGCCCUCUACAGGCACGGAGGUGCAUGCGUACUGAUGCCAACAUGCAAGUGCGAGUGCCUAUAUUCAACAGUGGCAUUAUAGGAGCAUGAGGAUAUAAGCAAUAUGUUGUUCGUGUAUUAUGAGUGCUCGUGUCCGAUCAGGGAAGAGACUUAUUCAGAGUAUGUGCCAGUUAAAGACGUCAAAGUCUUAACUAAAGUGAUGUUUUGCGAGCCAAUAUUAUGUUUUAAAAUCAAUGCCUGUUUUUUGAAGACUAUAUGAUGAAAUGCCACAAAACUGAGAACUUUUAAAUGAAUCACUCAUGUAAUGAUGUGUCAAUUUUACACUCCUCAGACUACUCGACGCAAAACACUUGUUGACGAACAAACAAAACCACGUCUCGCUAUCUUUAUAAUAUGUUUAGAUAAGAAGACCUGGAUGAAGCACCCCAUUGGUCGACUUCUCACAGGAAAUGAUGAUGCAGUGUUCUGAUGACAUAUUGACUUUUGUCGCCACAGCGUUCCCACACUACCAUGGCCUUACUCUCAUGAGCUGUACGCUGAAGUUCAUGUCAAAUCAAAGUGUACGUUUUAUCUUUAUAAGUUUUAUAAUUUUACAAAAAAAAGAAAAACACAAACAACGCACUCGUGCAACCGUUGCAGUCAUGUGUUAGUGUAUGUGUUUAUGGCUUAUUUUAUGAUUUUUUUACCUUUUCUUUUGUGCAGAAGAUUAAUGUACACUGUAUGGCUUUAAAUGGAAAGUAAACAUUUCUGAGACACUUUUAAAA